This is a messenger RNA of Perkinsus marinus ATCC 50983, 1169 nucleotides long. RefSeq lists its product as hypothetical. Bases 31 to 990 code for a protein of 319 amino acids. NCBI's taxonomy places the organism in Eukaryota, Perkinsozoa, Perkinsida, Perkinsidae. The transcript has a single exon. The record is from RefSeq and is a predicted model, not a curated record.
AGUUAAAGUUUCGUCGUGUAUAGACUAAAAAUGAUAUCUUAUGCAUUCGCUGGAGUCCCUCCUUUCACUAUCCUAACUCCUGAAGUGACACAAUCCGUCAGUGAAAAGUUCGAAGAGGCCAGCACUAAGGUUCAAGAGCGUGUUCAUGGUUUCAAGAAGACUGCCACUGGUCAGAGGAUCUCUGCCGCUGCGACCAGUGCUAGUGACUAUAUGUCUGCUGCCUUCGACAGCUUCCUCAACAGAACUGAGGUCCUCGUGGAUAGUAUGCUUCCUCCUAUUGAGGAACCUGUUGACAUGGCUCAUACCGAAUCUGAUGCUACUACCACUAGUCCCUCAUCAUCGUCGACCAAGGAGCAAAAGUCCUCUGUUGAAGCUGCUGGUCAGCAUCAGCGUGAGCUUGCUCGUGCCCUGGGUUUGGCUGGUACUGUGUGUUCUCGCGUGUACACUCGUGCUGAUAUCUACGUCAUCGAGCCUUGUAGGGAGUAUAUGUCGGACAUAUGGGAGUUCUGGUCCUUCCUUUGGUCCGGUGCUAAGGAGAUGUGUGGUUCCCUCUGGGCAUCUAUCAAGACGUGGAUUGUUACUAAGUAUACUGAGUUGAAGGAGAAGGCUCCCGGUAUGUGGCAGUAUGUGAGAGCUCUUGUUAUGGACAACUGGACGUCGAUGAAGAAUGCGGCUUCGUGUGCCUUUGCUAAGGCUAAGGAGUGCUCAUUGUAUAUCAAGGAUAAGGCUGUCAUGGCUUGGAAUAAGGCAUUGACUCCUGAGAGGAAGCAUAGUCUUGAGGAGAUGUAUAAAACCGUCUCUGUGAAGGCUUAUGAAUACUGCAAUCUCGCCAAGGUUUCAAUCAUCAAAUCUGCUAAGUCGGUUUACACGUAUCUGGUUACUAUUUUCACUUGGGACAAUUUCAACAGAGGCGUUGCCUCAGUAAGUGCGGCCUUCGCUUGCCCUUGGGUAUGUGGUGCUGCUGCCACUGCGAAGGAUGAGAAGGCCUAAACUAUGUAUUAUCGAUAGAUUUGUUCUAGCAGUUAGGUUGUCGUAGUAUACAAUGCCCAUUCUUAUUUCUAUCUACUCUUCCUCCUAUUCUCGGUUGUCGUCAAACCUCGUCUAGAGGUCUGUGUCACCGCUGUGGGUAUUCAGUGUCAAUCGCAAUAACACACUGAGAAUCCUCGAGU